GUCUACUAUUGCGGAAGAACACGGCCAAGAUACCGCUAAUUCGAAGUUCUGGGCGACAUACAAGAAAGUUUCGGACGAGUAUGACGACGACUUCUUAGAGCGGGCGAAUGAUGAUAUGGGCGUUAUCCUGACUUUUGCUGGUCUACUCUCAGCUGUCAACUCUUCAUUCAUCGGCGGUAUGCAGCCUGACCCUGGAAAUACUACCAAUGUCCUUCUGCUAAAGUUGAUACAAAUUACUGCCAACCCAAACUCCGUACAUGACAUCAGCAAUCUUUCCUCGUCUGAGAAUUAUUCCUCUUUGACCGUCUGUAUGCAGACUUUUGCCUAUACCAGUCUUGUGUUUAGCGUCUUGGCCGCGUCGGGGGCUGUCUUGGGAAAGCAAUGGCUUAACUCGUACAAGGCAGCUCGGGGAAGGGGGUCUUUGGAGGAGCGCUGCAUGCAGAGGCAGAUGAAGCUGGAUGGACUAGAGAAAUUUCAUCUGCGGACUCUCAUGCAGGCAUUCCUUGUGUUCCUACAGAUUGCGCUACUGCUAUUUAGCGUCUCGCUAUGCAUCAAGACGUGGACCGAGCGAGUCAUGAUAUCCGGUUUCAUGAUCUUCGGCACAGCUUCCGGUGUUGUCUUCUACUUGUGGACUACGGCUGUCUCAGUGUGGUCUCCUCACAGUCCUUUCUGGACACCGGGCUCAAAACCAGCUGGAGCUAUUAGGAAAGUCUUCACAGGAGCGACUUCGCCUCCUAACACAUCCGGAAUAUCUCGAGGCUGCGGCUGCCAUGGUGCCUCUCGCGCAGUGGUCACGGGAGCUUGAUGCUUCAGCAGUAUACAAACGCCUACGUGAUAACUUCAGGGCGCGUUGUAAAGAGGAAGCGGUGUAUGUGAAGUAUGGGAAGGCCAUGGCCCAUCUUUGCAGCCAGUCGGUGAAAAUCGAUCCAAACUUUCUUACCAAAUUUGGCU
Suillus subaureus is the source of this 951-nucleotide messenger RNA. RefSeq lists its product as uncharacterized. Bases 116 to 805 code for a protein of 229 amino acids. The record is from RefSeq and is a predicted model, not a curated record. The transcript is spliced from 3 exons. Lineage: Eukaryota; Fungi; Basidiomycota; Agaricomycetes; Boletales; Suillaceae.